This is a messenger RNA of Candidula unifasciata, 951 nucleotides long. The record is from the annotation of a GenBank genome assembly. NCBI's taxonomy places the organism in Eukaryota, Metazoa, Mollusca, Gastropoda, Stylommatophora, Geomitridae.
AUGUUUGGAGCAUCAGCCCCACAGGGAGGACAGCCAGCUUCCACCUUUGGUAACCCGGCAUCAUCUUCUAAUCAUUUAUUCUCAUUUGGGUCUGCAAGUGGAUCGCUGCCAGCUCCAGCAUUUGGGUCUGGAAGUGGGUCACAGCCACCUCCAGCAUUUGGGUCUGGAAGUGGGUCACAGCAACCUCCAGCAUUUGGGUCUGGAAGUGGGUCACAGCCACCUCCAGCAUUUGGGUCUGGAAGUGGGUCACAACCACCUCCAGCAUUUGGGUCUAGUUCAAGUGGGGCUUUUGGUGGAAUGGCUGCAUCUAGCUCUAAUCUGUUCGGAGCUAAGGCAGCAGUGCCGGCUUUCAAUACAGCCACAGCGAACCCUCCUACGUUGUUUGGCGCUCCGGUACAAAGUCCAGCCUCAGCAUCGUCAUCAGCUUUUGGAUCAUCCUUUGGCAUGUCUAAUGCUUUUGGAGCACAACCACAAUCAGGUGCAGAUAAACCUACAUUUGGAGCUGCCUCAUCAGGGUUUGGCACUUCGGCUGUGUCAUCCUUUGGGGCCACACCUCAAAGCUCAGUAUUUGGAGCAUCAUCACAAAAUUCAGCUCAAAAUUUAUUUGGAGGGGCUCAACAAAAUCCUCCGCCAGCUUUUGGCUCUCAGCCAGGCUCUGUAACGGUACUUGUGUUCCCAGGGUUUAACUUCAAUCAGCCCAACAGCCAGACUGCAGCCAGUAAUCCAGGAUUCAACUUUGGGGCUCAGACACCUACCAGACCCACACUUCAAUCUCCUGCACCAGUUGGAUUCAACUUUGCUGCCACUGCUACAGGACCGGCACCACCUGCUUUCAAUUUCAGUGCAACUCCAAACACCCCAAACCCAUUCACUCCUCAAACACCCGGAGCUGUGCCCAGACCAAGAGCCGCUGCCAGACGAGCCACCCGGCGUGGAGGUGCCAGGAGAUGA